Molecule: messenger RNA, 2636 nt
Organism: Coffea arabica (coffee)
Lineage: Eukaryota; Viridiplantae; Streptophyta; Magnoliopsida; Gentianales; Rubiaceae
Product: AP-1 complex subunit gamma-2-like
Biological process (GO): intracellular protein transport; vesicle-mediated transport
Cellular component (GO): membrane coat; AP-1 adaptor complex; Golgi apparatus
Source: RefSeq, a predicted model, not a curated record
CUCAUCAAUAGAGAUCUUAAUCACACCAAUCAGUACAUUGUUGGACUUGCUCUUUGUGCUUUGGGGAAUAUUUGUUCUGCAGAAAUGGCCCGCGACCUUGCUCCAGAAGUUGAACGGCUUCUGCAAUUUAGAGAUCCAAACAUCCGAAAGAAAGCAGCAUUAUGCACUAUCAGGAUUAUCAGGAAAGUGCCAGAUCUGGCAGAAAAUUUUAUAAAUUCUGCCGCUUCUUUGCUGAAGGAAAAGCACCAUGGAGUUCUCCUUACAGGAGUGCAGCUUUGCACAGAUUUAUGCAAAGUCAGUUCAGAGGCACUGGAAUAUUUCAGAAAGAAAUGCACAGAGGGUGUGGUGAAAGUGUUGAAGGAUUUGGCGAAUAGUCCAUAUGCUCCAGAAUAUGACAUUGCGGGGAUUACUGACCCUUUUCUUCACGUAAGAUUGCUCAGGUUUUUAUGUGUACUUGGACAGGGAGAUGUUGACACUAGUGAUUGCAUGAAUGAUAUUCUUGCUCAGGUGGCAACCAAAACUGAGUCAAACAAGAAUGCCGGGAAUGCUAUCCUCUACCAGUGUGUUGCUGCCAUUAUGAGUAUUGAAGAUAAUGGUGGCUUGAGGGUCCUUGCGAUCAAUAUACUGGGCAGGUUUUUGUCCAAUCGGGACAACAAUAUCAGAUAUGUUGCUUUAAACAUGCUGAUGAGAGCUAUUACAGUAGAUAGUCAAGCAGUACAGAGGCACAGAGCCACUAUCUUGGAGUGUGUUAAGGAUUCAGAUGCCUCAAUCCGUAAAAGGGCCCUUGAACUUGUGUAUCUUUUGGUAAAUGAAAGCAAUGUGAAGCCUUUGACCAAGGAACUAAUUGAUUAUUUGGAAGUAAGUGAACCAGAGUUCAGAGGAGAUCUUACUGCCAAAAUUUGCUCGAUUGUGGAGAAGUUUUCCCCAGAGAAAAUUUGGUACAUUGAUCAGAUGCUCAAGGUUCUUUCAGAGGCUGGAAAUUAUGUCAAAGAUGAAGUAUGGCAUGCUCUUAUUGUCGUUAUUACAAAUGCUUCUAAUCUUCACGGAUAUGCUGUAAGGUCUUUGUACAGAUUAGUCCAAACAGCAGGUGAUCAGGAAAUUCUCGUUCGAGUUGCAGUUUGGUGCAUAGGAGAAUAUGGUGAUAUGUUGGUCAAUAACACUGGAUUCCUUGAUAUGGAGGAGCCAAUAACCGUAACGGAGUCGGAUGCUGUGGAUGUUGUAGAGACAGCUAUCAAACGGCAUUCUUCAGAUCUCACUAGUCGGGCAAUGUGUCUCGUUGCUUUGUUGAAGCUGUCAAGUCGUUUUCCAUCUUGUUCAGUGAGGAUAAACGAUGUUAUUGUUCAGUAUAAAGGAAGCUUGGUGCUUGAACUACAACAGAGAGCCCUUGAGUUUAGUGCGAUUGUUGAUAAACAUCGGAAUAUUAGGUCUACACUGGUCGAAAGGAUGCCAGUCCUUGAUGAGGCCACAUAUAGUGGAAGGAGGGCUGGUUCAGUGCCAGCAGUUGUUUCAACUUCACAAGGCGCUCCUAUUAAUCUUCCUAAUGGAGUUGCCAAAACGACAUCCGCACCACUGGUUGAUUUGCUGGAUCUUAGUUCAGAUGACGUACCAGUACCUAGCUCUUCUGGUGGAGAUUUUCUUCAGGAUCUUCUUGGUGUUGAUUUGUCACCAUCUUUGUCACAAACAGACACAAAUCAGGCGCAGAAAAGAGGCACUGAUGUCCUGCUGGAUCUUCUAUCAAUUGGGACACCUCCUGCUCAAAGUAACUCUUCUAUUCCUGAGAUGGUUUCCCCUAGUGAUGACAGCAAAAGUGCUAUAAAUGUCUUGGAGCAAUUGUCCUCACCUUCUGCGCCAGCUGGAGGUGUAUCCACCCCUCCUGGAAGUUCUCCUAUGAUGGAUUUGUUGGAUGGUUUCGCUCCAAAACCUGAAAACAAUGUUCCAGCUUAUCCUUCAAUUGUUGCAUUUGAGAGCAGCACCUUGCAAGUGACAUUUAACUUUUCCAAGCAGCCCGGAAACCAGCAGACGACAAUUAUUGAAGCUAACUUUUCAAAUAAGACAUUUGAUGCUUAUACGGACUUUAUCUUCCAGGCUGCAGUGCCAAAGUUUCUUCAAUUACAUUUGGAUCCAGCCAGCAGUGAUACACUUCCUGCAAGUGGUAAUGGAUCAAUCUCCCAAAAAUUGCGAAUUACGAACAGCCAACAUGGCAAGAAAUCCCUUGUUAUGCGCAUACGGAUAGGGUAUAAGUCGAACAACAAAGAUAUGUUGGAGGAAGGGCAAAUUAACAACUUUCCUCGUGGCUUGUGAAGUUCCAAGGGCGCUCAAAGGAAUUGUUUUGAUGUAUUAUGAGAUGAGAAAUAGAAUAGUUUGAGCUUCUGCUCGUAUGUAUGUAGUUUCCGGUGGUCAUCAAAUCCUGGGCGAUCUGGCUUUCAGCAGCGUGUUACUUCUGACUGGAUGAAUGAAUCAGGUAUAUCAGAUGCAUGGGGGAUUGUGUCUUCGCCCCCUUUUUUUUUCUUGUACAUUUAGGAUGGGACAGUCGCAUACGGCAUUGUGGAAACCAAAUUUUGCCUACGAGCGAGGCACAUAUAGAAAGCUCCUCUCCUCUCGAGUCCACCAAAAUUCUUGUUCUUCUUCUUCUCGUG